Pan troglodytes (chimpanzee) is the source of this 7619-nucleotide messenger RNA. It is a transcript of the gene RIMS3, whose product is annotated as regulating synaptic membrane exocytosis 3. Gene Ontology annotation, biological process: positive regulation of synaptic transmission; regulation of synaptic plasticity; regulation of synaptic vesicle exocytosis. Gene Ontology annotation, cellular component: presynaptic membrane; cytoskeleton of presynaptic active zone. Gene Ontology annotation, molecular function: transmembrane transporter binding; small GTPase binding. The record is from RefSeq and is a predicted model, not a curated record. The transcript is spliced from 11 exons. Bases 685 to 1611 code for a protein of 308 amino acids. NCBI's taxonomy places the organism in Eukaryota, Metazoa, Chordata, Mammalia, Primates, Hominidae.
ACGAGCGCGGCGGCGGCGACAGCGGCGGGCCAGGCAAGAGCACAACAUGGCGGCGGGCAGGACGGACCGAGCUACAGCAGCGGCCGCGCGAGGAAGUGAGAUGAGAAAAUUUAAAGAAGACGUGUAAUUUCUCCAAAGUCGCCCAGCUCAGAAAUGCCCUGGCGGAGAAUGUGAAGAUGAGGCCAGAGGGAACAUUGAGAAGAAGGAUCUCAGAGAAGGAAAAUUCAACAGAACCUAGGAAGUGCAACUGCUAUUGCCUGGGCCUUUGUUCCUGGAAUGGACUCUGAGAGUGCAUGAUGCAGCUUGGAGGACUUCUCCUCUGGGAUCCCUCCCCACUGCCCCCACCGCUUCCUGGGGUGAAUGAGUCCUCUGUAGCCAUCAGGAUUCGCUGUAUCAGGAGUGUUCCUCUGCUGUCACCUCUGAUGACUAUUUUCCUCAAUUCAGAAUCCCCAGCACCUGCAAAAGGCCUGGAUAAAGACCCUUUUAUCACAUCGCCUCCUCCUGGGAGCCUGCCCUGAUUGCCUUCACCUCAUUUCUUGAAAAUUGGUGUUUUGGCAGAAGUCAAUUGAAGCCUUGUGCAAAUGCCCUAGGGGUGUGCUGUUGGGAGGCAGCCCCCUGUGAUGCGGAACACCAGGCUCAGAUUCAUCAGUUCGAGCUGCCUGAGGCCCUGCCACCCCGGGGACCAUGUUUAACGGGGAGCCAGGUCCUGCCUCAUCUGGGGCCUCCAGGAAUGUGGUGCGGAGCUCCAGCAUUAGCGGUGAAAUCUGCGGAUCCCAGCAAGCCGGGGGCGGGGCUGGGACCACCACCGCCAAGAAGCGGCGGAGCAGCCUGGGUGCCAAGAUGGUGGCCAUCGUGGGCCUGACUCAGUGGAGCAAGAGCACACUCCAGCUUCCGCAGCCUGAAGGGGCCACCAAGAAGCUGCGCAGCAACAUCCGCCGGAGCACGGAGACAGGCAUCGCGGUGGAGAUGCGGAGCCGGGUCACACGCCAGGGCAGCCGGGAGUCCACCGAUGGGAGCACCAACAGCAACAGCUCCGACGGCACGUUCAUCUUCCCCACUACCCGGCUAGGGGCUGAAAGCCAGUUCAGCGAUUUCCUGGAUGGGCUGGGACCAGCUCAGAUUGUGGGGCGACAGACACUGGCAACACCACCCAUGGGAGAUGUGCACAUUGCCAUCAUGGACCGGAGUGGCCAGCUGGAGGUGGAAGUGAUUGAAGCUCGGGGCCUGACCCCCAAACCAGGCUCCAAAUCCCUCCCAGCCACCUAUAUCAAGGUUUACCUGCUGGAGAAUGGGGCCUGCUUGGCCAAGAAGAAGACAAAGAUGACCAAGAAGACCUGUGAUCCCCUGUACCAGCAGGCUCUGCUCUUUGACGAGGGACCCCAGGGCAAGGUGCUGCAGGUGAUCGUCUGGGGAGACUAUGGCCGCAUGGACCACAAGUGCUUCAUGGGCAUGGCCCAGAUCAUGCUGGACGAGCUGGACCUCAGCGCCGCAGUCACCGGCUGGUACAAACUCUUCCCCACCUCCUCAGUGGCAGACUCCACACUCGGAUCCCUCACCAGGCGCCUGUCCCAGUCUUCCCUGGAGAGUGCCACCAGCCCCUCAUGCUCUUAAGGAUGUCAGGAAGAGGCCAGGAUGGUGGUGUGGGGAGGGGUGCCUGCUGGCCCCAUGUCCUCCCCUGUACAUAGUCUUCGUGUCUUUCUGGACCCCUUGUCCUGCUGCAUGCCUGUUGGCUACUGGGCUCAUCCCAGCUGGCAGUGGAGACUGUAGUGUGUGCGUGUGUGCGUGCGUGUGUGUGUGUGCGUGCGUGUGUGUGUGUGUGUACGUGACCACGUUCUAUCUGUUCAUUUGUCUGGGUAUAGUCACUCCUGGUGAUGAUAUGGGCUGAAAUGUCUCCACGUCUCUUUGUGUCUUGUUGAAAAGAAACCCAAAGGAGUGUUGUGUGGACAUGACUCACCCUGAGGAGUCUCCAGGGAUGGAGGUGGGGCACGCGGCCACUGGUCGGUGCUGCCUGGUCCUGGCCUGGGGCAGAGCCUGUGUGUUCUUCAGCUGUGCCUGCUCCUGGUCCUGGGCCCGGGGCAGAGCCUGUGUGUUCUUCACCUGUGCCUGCUCCUGGUCCUGGGCCCGGGGCAGAGCCUGUGUGUUCUUCACCUGUGCCUGCUCCUGGUCCUGGGCCCGGGGCAGAGCCUGUGUGUUCUUCACCUGUGCCUGCUCCUGGUGGUCUCUGCUUUGUUUUCUGUCUUGUCUUUUGUUCCACUCUUGACUCUCCCGGCUCUGCCGCUGUUUUCUGAGAAAUGUAGCAUCCGCUGCAGCUGGCCACACUGAGGGCCCUCUGGGAACCCCACCCCACUGGAGCCGCUCCAGCAGCUCUUCCUGCCACUGAAUGCGUUCUGCAGCAUGUAGCAUGCCCACCUAGCUCCCUGGCCAGGGCCCUGGGGAGGCAGAGGGUACCCAGGGGACUGAGGGCUUAGAAAUGACUUUCUCUAUGAGGCUGGAACCUCCUCCUUCUUCCAGUGAAGCACGAGGUCUUGGUUCCAGGGUUCCUGGCCAGGUGCCCCCUUAGCAUUUGUUCUUCAUCUCCUGUCUCUUCAAGCCUCCCCACUCCACCGUGCCGAAGGAGCUCUGCCAGUGGGCCUGGGCAGGCAGCCACAGAGGGCAUGUUAUCUGCUAAAGCAGAUAGUCCUCCUGAGGCCCUGAGGGUGGCCCUGACCCCCUCAGGGCUCAUUCCUGGUGGGCAUGACUCGGUAAGGAGGUGCUGUGGGUAGGGCUGUUUGCUGGAAUAAGGAGGGCUGAGGCUGACUUGUUCCCUGCCACUGUUGAGGAUCCCAUCUGACAUUUGGGGAUUCGCUGCAUGAAGUUGUUCAUUUGGGGCUCCAGUUUUUGUGCAUUUCCAGACCAGGGUCCCUGUCUGGGAGCUCAGACUUAGCUGGGCUCCAGCAGCCUGGCUCCGGACUCUCGUCUGCCACCAUCACCAGCUCUGUCUAAGCAAUACUUACCCCCCCGGGCUUCCCUGCUUUCCUGUGCCCCACUGCUGCCCUCUGCAGAGCCAUCUGCUCCAGGCACCCACCUGCCUCUGCUUGCUUUCUCACCCAUGUCUGGUUGGAGCUUCUCACAGCCACUCAAACCCUGACUUGAUUUGACAACUGGGCCCUGUUGGUGGAGACCAGUGCCUGAACUGGACCCUGUGAAAUCUGUCCCGUGGGAAUCCUGAAGUCUGACUCAGGAAUGCCCAGACCUGUCCCUGUCCCUCCUCAGCUCUAGGGUGAAAGGCGAGAGGUUGCUCAGGACAUGGACAGAGCAGCCCUUGGGUUUGUAUCUGGUAGGGAAGAAGGCAGCAGGACAGUGGAGGUGUGUGGAAGGCACUCUUUCCACCUCCCCCCAGGCAUUAUCCCCAGGUGCUGAAAUGGCUGUGGCCCCAGCACCUGAGGCAGGGGUACGCUACCUGGGGUAGCAGUAGAAAGGUCUUGGGGUCUGAAUGACUUGGGGCCUCCAUUCAUAACCAAAGUUGGAGGGGCAUGGAGGCAGUGGCGCCUUAUGGAUAGGUCAUCUCAGCCCAAAGGGCCUCCUUGGCUGGCAUGGUUCUGUGUUACGUUGAAGCCAGAGUCUUAUAACACCUCCCAAGAAAGAUGGGGGAAGAAGCCAGAACCCCACCUGGCCUGCCCACAGGACAAGAAGUGGGUAAGGGCAGGAAGGAAAUGAACAGAGUUAGCUCCAAGGCUCCUAUCUCUGCCUGAGCCUCUAUUCUUAUAUUAUCAGAGAAAGGGACCAUUGGGUGCAUAGAGAUGGGGAGGAGGCCACUGGGCUGAAUUUUCUCUUUAGGCGGAAAUGCUCUCCCCAGGCCCAUUGCGUUCGUCAAGUUCUUGGAAAUGGACAAAGGGCUCUGUCCUCCUCGACCCUAGUGGGGGAUCAAGAAGGAAACUCCGUUGCAAAAGGGUAUUUUAAUCUCCUGUUUAUGAUAUAUUCACCUCUAGAGCAGUCACUGUCAGGGUGUUGCGAAAAUACUCUUCACCUUUGGGAUGAUAGGGUUGUUAGUGACCCACAGGACAGUAUAGAUGUUUGUGGAUGUAGCACUGAGUGGUGAUACCCAGACCAGCAGUCACCCCAGGAAAUGGGGGCUACCCAUACCCUCAUUCCUCUGGUGGGGAGCUGCCUGCAGAGAGGCCUGCCACUGGGGGUUCCAGGCCGUGGUGCCCCUUGCCUCUAGGGAAGGGUUAGCACAGGGGAGGUUCUGGCUGGAGGAGGGGUCUGAUGUGCUGGUAACUUGGGCUGACCUACCUACAGUCCCUGGCCGCCAAAACUGCUCAGCAGUUGGGCCACUCCACUAUUCCACCUCUCUAAAAGAAGGUAAUUUCCUCCCCAAAUUGACCUUGGGGAAUUAUUCUUUUAACCCUUUGCACCAAAUAAGUUACUCAUCCCCACCUGGAUUUUACCCCAUGAGGGUAAAGUUGUGUGAGGCUGACACGUCUGUGUGAUGCAGUGUGGCUGCACUUAAGGGUCUGUUUCUCAGCAUCAUGGAUGCAGGGGCUUGUCUGAAAAGCCACUCUGGACCUAGCCUGUCCCAGAAGAGGAGAAUGCACAAGUGUAACUCCUGGUUGUUUGCUGGGGUGGGGGAGCAUCUGCUGUUUGAGGACGGGGGGUGGGGAAGGAAGGAACAUGAUCCCUCCAGAAGUCUCCCACCCUGGGGCCAACUCACUGCCAUGUUCAGUGUCCCGGCUCCAAAUGCCCCCUCGCCCAGAUGAAGCCCUGCAGUGGUUACAGGAAUGGAGCUCUUUGUCAUUCCACCUCCUCUGGUCAGGCGAGGUUCACCGUGCAUAUGGCAGAGACAGGAGUGGCCCUGCAGUGAUGUUGGGUUGUGGGCAGGGACAGUGAUGGAUGACUCAGAGCGUCUGUCUUUGUAUUUCUGCUCUGUUCAUUCUGUCCCACUUUCUUCAUAGACUCCUUUUCCCUGCAAUGGGUUUUUAGUAUGAAAAAGGCUCCAGUAAAUGGAGCCAAGUCUUGGUUUGACAAGGGGAACUUGAUCCUUCAGGGAAGAAUCAUCUCCAAAAUGACUCCCCAUCUGGUUUCUUCUACCACCCAAUUCUACUAGGAAAGGAGCACUUAGGAGGCUCUUGGGAUGCAGCAAGUCCCAGGCAAUGCCAGCAUUUCAUGGGGGCUGAGGCAGAACCCAGGAGCUCCAAGAAAGGCCACCCAUAGAGCUCAUCCUCUGUGGAAUCACUGCCGGUUAGAACACUGAGGUCAAGCCAGUCCUCCCAUGGUCAUGCCACCCACCAGGGAAGCAUGCCUGAUCUCUUCUUUACUGCCAGCCUUGAGGAGAGCAGAAGCCUCCAUUUUUAAAGACAAUAAAGACCUCCAAGGGUACUUCUUUGGAAAUGAAAUGUAGCACAAUCUUAGCCUACGUUACCAGGAGCCCUGACAUGCAACCAGGGUCCCUCUUCCAUGCCCUGCUGCCCAGGAGAUGCUGAGCUCCUCUUCCCCUGGGGUUCCAGCCCUCCUAAUACCUCAUAUUCCCCAUCUUCCUCAGCCCAGAAAGCAAUGGGGCUUUAGUGAUGCUCCUCUUUUGUGUCUCUCUGGUUGCCUCUAGCACUGUGCAAACUCUGCAAGAAAUUGCUGCCUUUGCUUGAUGUUGUAGAUGAGUUGCCCUCCACCUGGCUGGAGAGAUGGCACAUCAUUCAGGGCCAGAAGGUUGUCCAGCAGUGUUUCUGCAGUGGCUGCAGGGAGAUGGAAAAGAAGAGCCCUGCUUCCCUGCCUCCUCCUACCUUUCUCUUCCACUCCUCAGAGUUUUCUUCUCCAGUAUCCUGACAUGUAAAGAGAUUCUUUUAAAUGCUGCUUCUUCUACUGGACUGUCUUUCACUGAGUAGUCAGGGAGGAGAUGAAAAUGUGGACACAUCCCCCCGCCUUCUCCCUCAACCUUUUCACUCACGUCAGAAGAGGUUGGGGCAAAACAAAACAAGCAUGAUUGAAGAGCAGGGGAAGCCCACACAAUCAGGUGAGGCCUGAUGGGGGCUGGACUGGCCUGGUCUGGCUGGGAAAGGAUUCUUUUAAAAGCGUGCCUGAGCAUCUCAGAGCAAUGUCAGUGAUGCCAAAGAGAGCAACUUGGCCUCCUUGGGCACCAACUCUGAUGGCUGAGUUGCACAGACGUGGCUCAGAUGUUGGCAUGCCCGACGGUGGGACCUUGUUCUCUGAUAAAGGGCUUAAUCUUUCCAUGUAGCAAAGCAACUUUCCCUCCCUCCCCUCCCCCCGAACCCUGAGCUUGGGCUUGUGUGGGCCCAGCAUGGCUGUGCCUGUGAGGGAAGCCACAUCAGUGAGAGAAAGUUGCAUUCUCUCAGGGGCCUAGAUUGGCUUGGGGCAGGUGCUUGUUGAAAAGCAUGAGUGUUUCUGCUUUGGGAAACCCUUCCAGGGCUCUGGCUGGAAACUUGGCCAGUAAGGACAGGGCCUUGGGCCUCCCAAGGAGUUCACAAUGAUGCCAGGAAGGGUCCCUGAGCCUGGGUUCCAGUCAGCUUGGCUAACAGAAUGGGGCUUGGGAAUUCCAGGGGCAACUGAGCAUCCACCCCAUUAGCCAGUGAUCUGGACAGGGACAGCUGGCUACAGGGAAUCAAAGGCUGUUCUGUACAGUUUUACCAGAAACUGUGACCUUGGGUAAGGCUCCUCACUUUUCUGGGCCUCAACUUCCUCAUCUGCAAAAUCAGAGCAUUAGCUGCUCUCCCCAUGAUUCCCUCCCAGUUUUAAUUAAAAGUCUCUGAUCUGGAGCACAUGAGGGUUGCGAGCCUGGUGCACCUGGUUCCUGUCUCCGUGGGCUGGUUUCCUCCAGCCCCUGAUGCCCAGGCUGGGUGCAGGCCCUCAUCUGGUCCAUGCCCAGAUGCUGCCUCAGACAAGAACUCUGGGAAUCCUAACAGACUCUGCUUUCCUCUCUUCGUGGUUUGUCCUCCCUCUUUUAUUCUUGUGUAAUGAUGAGACAUAAUUAAGGGUCAUCUACAAUGGACAAUUUUCAAGGUGCUGAUGUGAUGUCACAACCUCAGCUACAUCCUGAGUAAGUCAGUGUCCCCAACAGCAGAUGAGGCUGGGUCUUUCCUCAUUUCUGCUUCUGGGAUGACAUCAGUGGGAGAGUUGAAGAUCUGAGAAUUCUAAAGGAAAUGUUCUCUGAUGGGAGGAGAGAGGGAACUUAUUUCCCUUCAAAGUAGUUUGCUUCUUAAGACCACUCCUCCCUCCAGAAUGUCUUUAACCAGACAUCAUUUCAGAAGGUGGGGCAGCUGCUUCCUUAGGAAGAGUGGGCCUGAUAGCUCAACCAACUCCUUUAGCAUGUAAACUCACAGAAGGCAAGAACCCCUUUUUUUAGACUUUCCAAAUGCAUCUUGCAAAGAGAGAGAUAGCUGAUAGGGACUGACAAGCACACUGUUUAGAUAAGAAGCAAUUAGCCUUUUAUAUCUGUGCUCUAUACAUUUUCUAUGUGCAGCAUCUUUCCUAACUUGUUGUGGUUCCCGGGUGGCAGGUGCACAGCUGGGAGGGACUGCCGGCUGUUUCGUACAACAUUCUUGCCAAUUCCCUUGAGGAGAAAAUUCUUCACAUGGCUUCUGCAUGUACAGUAUUUGGGCAGCAAAACAUGAUUAAAGUCAGUUUGAAAAUGG